This is a messenger RNA of Harpia harpyja (harpy eagle), 573 nucleotides long. Its product is annotated as helix-loop-helix protein 13-like. The record is from RefSeq and is a predicted model, not a curated record. NCBI's taxonomy places the organism in Eukaryota, Metazoa, Chordata, Aves, Accipitriformes, Accipitridae. The transcript is spliced from 2 exons. The coding region runs from base 1 to 573 and encodes 190 amino acids. Gene Ontology annotation, molecular function: RNA polymerase II transcription regulatory region sequence-specific DNA binding; protein dimerization activity; DNA-binding transcription factor activity, RNA polymerase II-specific. Gene Ontology annotation, biological process: regulation of transcription by RNA polymerase II; developmental process.
AUGGAGGAACUUUGUUACAGCUUCGAGCAGGAAGCCUCCACUCCUGAAUUUCUCUUCUGGGACCAGGCGGAUCCCAACUCUCAGCUGGACAACUUCCUACUGGACUGCUCCUUCCUGCCAGACCAGUUCUCCCCUUGGGCCUCCCCUACUUGCCCACACGCCCUGGGGGUGCCGGCGGGCGGAGCGGCGGGGGGUGCUGAACUGGACAGCUCCCCACCGCCGCCGCCGCCGCCGCCACCGGGGCCCGCCGCCCCGCCACCGCCCCCCGGUCACCUCCCCCAGCGGCACGCCGCCAACGUCCGCGAGAGGAAGAGGAUGCUCAACAUCAACUCGGCCUUCGACCAGCUCAGGUGCCACGUACCCACCUUCCCGUACGAGAAGCGCCUCUCCAAAAUCGACACGCUCCGGCUGGCCAUCGCCUACAUCGCUCUCCUGGGCGAGAUCCUCCUCUCCGGAUGCGACCCCAAAUCCUACGUGGAGCGGUGCCUGAAGGACGGUUUGCAAAGCCAACAGCGGGCAACCUGGAAUACAAGCGACCUGACAGCCCGCCUGUCUUGGGUAAAGUGGGAUUAA